Messenger RNA from Rhizopus microsporus ATCC 52813, 461 nucleotides. RefSeq lists its product as uncharacterized. The transcript has a single exon. The record is from RefSeq and is a predicted model, not a curated record. The coding region runs from base 59 to 250 and encodes 63 amino acids. Lineage: Eukaryota; Fungi; Mucoromycota; Mucoromycetes; Mucorales; Rhizopodaceae.
UAGAACUAGAGGAUGAAAGGGCAUCGAACAGUGUCUUGAAGAGAUAGUUCGAUGUGCAAUGGGUAGUUUAAGUAUUCAAGAUUUUGCAAUACGAAUGAAGUGGCUAUGUGCCAUUAUUUCAUCUGGCAGCAACAGCUGGGUAUUUUGGGUCAUCUAUAGAAAAUGGAAGACUCAAGCAGUCGUGUAUGAUCGCUACAUGCGUAGGGCUAAGGUUUACCUUCAGAGAGCCAGCCAAGACGCCAGGGAAUGAAUCGACUUCUAGUAUAACUGACCAUGGGAGCCCAUAGGAUGAUCCCCAACUGAAUUCAAUCAAUUCCGAUUACUUAUUUUGUUGAUUAAAAGACAAAUCAAGCCAUAUUUCCUUUACUGAAAGGGAUCAAUAUUAAACUUAAUCAUGAAUAAAACGAAUAUCAAGUGCAUGCAAUAUUACUUAUAAGAUCGACAAAGUAAAGGCUACACUU